AACCCACCCCCCCCCCCCCUUUCUUCUCUUAAGAACAAGUCGUCACCAACUGCCCGCCACGUCGACAACCUCUUGUCAUCGGAUGAACUUUGCGCGCACUUCGGCAGCACCUCCUCUCUUUACAGUUGUGUCCUUCAUCAAUACCUGGUUUUAGCGUGGACUUCGAAUCUACACGACAAGUGCGCUGUUACUGAGUGAUCGGUCAUCCCCGUCUGCGUUGGGCCAACAUCGCCCGAUCCUGCGAAGUGCCGCCUGGCGGCAUCGAGAGGCCACGAUGAAAUGCUUAGGAAGAGGGUGGAGAGUCCUCACAGCUGGCCUGCUCUCUAUCCUCGUUGGCUCGGCUCUCGCUGAUCCCGAUUUGACAACAAAGCACGAGAAGGGAAGGUGCGCGAUACGGGGUCAUUGCGGGAAGCAGGGCUUCUUCGGGUCGGACCUGCCAUGUCCGGAUAAUGGGCUAGCAGAGAAACCAGAUAAGGAAACGAAGAAGAAAUUAGUCGAUAUAUGCGGCAAUAAGUGGUCCGAUUCGGAUGUGUGCUGCAACGAAGAGCAGAUUGAUGCUCUCCAGUCAAACCUCAACAAGGCAACGCCUAUUAUUAACGCUUGUCCGGCUUGCAAAGAGAAUUUCUACAAUCUAUUCUGCACAUUUACUUGCUCUCCCGAUCAAUCGCUAUUCAUCAACGUCACGGCAACGGUGCCAAAGGGAACCAAAGAUCUCGUCACCGAGGUGGAUCAUCUCGUGUCCAACGAAUAUGGCUCUGAGUUCUACAGUAGCUGCAAGGAUGUCAAGUUUGGAGCCACAAAUGGGAAUGCCAUGGAUUUCAUAGGUGGUGGUGCGAAGAACUUCACGCAGUUUUUGAAGUUUCUUGGAGACAAGAAGCUGUUGGGAAGCCCAUUCCAGAUGAACUUUCCCCGACCAAAUCGGACUGAAUUCCCUGAUAUGGUUCCAAUGAACAAGACUGUCUACCCCUGCAACACCACCGAGGAGAAGUAUCGAUGCGCGUGUUUAGACUGUGGAGGAUCUUGCGCCAAGCCUUUGGACGUCCCCGAGGCCAAACAGUGCUAUGUUGGACUAUUACCAUGUCUAUCCUUCGCCGUAAUCAUCGUAUAUUCCGUCUUUCUUGGGCUGCUAUGCGUUGCGGUAGCUGGACAUGUAGCGUACCAGAGACACUCAAAGCACAAGAAUGAACGACUACGGCUUCUACAGGAUAUAGAACCGAGUGACGAUGAGGAUGAAGGCGAUAUCGUUCACAACGUCGGUAUGUUGGAUCGGCCAACCAAACACUACUUUGUCAACACCUGGUGCGACCGAUCUUUUAGCCGGCUAGGAUAUGUCUGUGCUAGAUUCCCGAUUAUCACCAUCAUGACUAGCAUUCUGAUUGUCGUGUUGAUGAGCCUGGGCUGGAUACGAUUCCAGGUCGAGCGGGACCCUGUUCGGUUGUGGGUGGCUCCUGACUCAGCCGCUGCGCAAGAAAAGACUUUCUUUGACGAGAAGUUUGGCCCAUUCUUCCGCGCCGAACAAGUUUUUCUUGUCAAUGACACGGGGAAGGAGCCCGGCCCAGUCCUUAGCUACGAUACCCUGAGGUGGUGGUUCGAUGUCGAAAGCGUUGUACAGCGCCUCAAGUCUCUCGAUGGCGGAGUGACUUUGGAUGAUGUCUGCUUCAAACCCGUUGGAGAUGCUUGCGUUGUUCAAUCUGUGUCCGGAUACUUCGAAGGAGACUUUAGCCGUGUCGAUCCCCACGGCUGGAAAGAUGAUCUUGUAGAUUGUGUCGAUAACCCUUCUUCAUGUCUGCCAACUUUCCAGCAACCGCUGGAUCCGAGUCUUCUCUUUGGCGGUGUAAACAAGAGCGUCCUCGACGCUGAAGCCCUCAUCAUUACAUGGGUCGUCAACAACCACCCGGAGGGCACACCGGAGUUUGGGCGCGCUAUGGCCUGGGAAGAAAGCUUGAAGAAUUACUUACUUGUCGUGCAAGACGAGGCCCAAGAACGCGGGCUGAGAUUGAGUUUCAACACAGAAGAAAGCCUUGAGCAGGAGUUGAAUAAGAGCACCAACACCGACGCAAAAAUUGUCGUGGUGAGCUACGUGAUCAUGUUCCUUUACGCAUCGCUCUCGCUCGGCUCUACCACCCUCACAACUCGGUCGAUUCUUCGUAACCCGGCGAAUGCGCUCGUACAGUCGAAAUUCAUGCUCGGCGUAGCCGGUAUUCUGAUCGUGCUCAUGUCCGUCUCUGCUUCUGUUGGGCUCUUCUCGGCUGCCGGCGUCAAAGUCACUCUCAUCAUUGCCGAAGUCAUUCCGUUCCUGGUGUUGGCUGUCGGCGUCGACAAUAUCUUCCUCAUUGUCCAUGAGUUCGAGCGAGUCAAUAUCAGUCACCCCGAAGGUUCCAUUCCAGAGCGUGUCGCUCGAGCGCUUGGGCGCAUGGGUCCAUCAAUCCUUCUCUCCGCCACCACUGAAACCGUAGCUUUUGCUCUGGGAUGCGCCGUCGGUAUGCCUGCGGUCCGGAACUUUGCUGCAUAUGCCGCCGGAGCUGUCUUCAUCAACGCUAUCCUCCAAGUCACGAUGUUCGUUGCUGUUCUCGCUCUCAAUCAAUACCGUGUUGAGAACAACCGAGCAGACUGUUUCCCAUGCGUUAGAGUUCGACGAGCGGAUUCAAGCUACCUGAACGGCGGCAUGGGCCACGGUGCUGGUGAAGAGGGUGGAUUGCAGCGGUUCAUCCGCAAGACGUACGCCCCAGCUAUACUGGGUAAGAAAGCCAAGGUCGGCAUUAUUGCAGUCUUCUUUGGAAUCUUCACUGCUGGCCUUGCACUGUUCCCGAAGGUUGAGCUUGGUCUGGAUCAAAGGGUUGCAAUACCCAGUGACUCGUAUCUAAUUCCGUACUUUAACGAUCUUUACGAUUACUUCGAUGCUGGACCUCCAGUGUAUUUCGUCACCAAGGAGCUGAACGUCACCCGAAGAGAAGCGCAGCAAGAACUAUGUGGACGUUUCGCAACAUGCCGUCAGGAUUCUCUAGCGAACAUUGUCGAGAUGGAACGGAAGCGACCUGAGAUAUCAUACAUCGCAACUUCCGCAGCAAAUUGGCUUGAUGACUUCUUCUACUGGCUCAACCCAGAAAACACCAAAUGCUGCGUAGAUGAGCACGGUGCGCCAUGUUUUGCAAACCGCGAUCCACCGUGGAACUUCACACUCUCCGGCAUGCCCGAAGGCCAAGAAUUCUUCCAAUAUCUAACUCGAUGGAUUGAAGCGCCAACGACAGAAGACUGUCCUUUAGGCGGCGCCGCCGCAUAUUCUAACGCCAUCGUCCUCGACGAAACACAUCUCACAAUCCCAGCAUCUCAUUUCCGAACCUCCCACACCCCGCUCCGCUCCCAGAAAGACUUUAUCUCCGCCUACAAAGCCGCUCGUCGCAUCGCCAACGAGAUAUCUAAAGAUGUUGGAACGGAAGUCUUCCCGUACUCCAAAUUCUACGUCUUCUUCGAUCAAUACACAACUAUUGUGCGUCUUGCAGCUGCGCUCAUCGGCUCCGCCCUUGCUGCCACGCUCGUCGUAACAACAAUCCUUCUCGGCUCGCUACAAACAGCGCUCGUCGUGACCCUCGUUGUCGCUAUGACAGUUUCCGCAAUCAUCGGUUCCAUGGCGAUACUCGGUGUCUCACUCAAUGCUCUCACGCUUGUUAAUUUGAUUAUCUGCGUGGGUAUUAGUGUGGAAUUUACGGCCCAUAUAGCACGUGCAUAUACUUUUCCGAGCAGGGUGACGAUGGAAAAGGCGCCGAGACAAAGGUUUCGCGGUAGGGAUGCGAGGAGUUGGGCGAGUAUGGUGAAUGUGGCGGCGAGUGUAGUCAGUGGGAUUAUGGUUACGAAGGUACUUGGGGUGGGUGUGUUGGCGUUUACGAGGAGUAAGAUAUUCGAAAUAUACUACUUCCGCGUCUGGCUCUCGCUCGUCAUCUGGGCGUCCACGCACUCCCUGAUCUUGCUCCCGGUCCUGCUCAGCCUUGUAGGUGGGAGAGGGUAUGUGGAUCCGGAGAGUGAGGGUGGGUUGGAGCAGGAUCUGAGGAGUAGGCAGUAUCCAGCACUGUUGGGUGGGGAUGAUGAGGAGGAGUAUGAUAGUGAUGAUUAGUAGGGGUUUGUUGGAGAAAGGGGGAGAGGGAUUGGGACUGUAUUAGUAUAAGUAUAGCAACUCGGCAU
This is a messenger RNA of Lindgomyces ingoldianus, 4176 nucleotides long. RefSeq names its product multidrug efflux transporter AcrB transmembrane domain-containing protein. Gene Ontology annotation, molecular function: lipid carrier activity. The record is from RefSeq and is a predicted model, not a curated record. Lineage: Eukaryota; Fungi; Ascomycota; Dothideomycetes; Pleosporales; Lindgomycetaceae. Gene Ontology annotation, cellular component: membrane. Bases 275 to 4108 code for a protein of 1277 amino acids. The transcript is spliced from 2 exons.